UAUAAUUGUUUUAUAAUAUAAGUUACUGUUCAUUGUACACAUGGAUGAUCAUGAUUUCACUUAUAGAAAAAGUGACUGGAGACAAACCCCUCCCAGGAAAAAGGGUUAGACCUUGUCUGAAAAUAACAAACGCCAAGAUUAUAGAAUUGAAGAAGAUAGACAAUGAGGCUAGAUCUAAGGAGACAUCAAAAAGAAAAUUGGUCCCUUUACCUCCCAAUUCCAAUGAGGGAGCUGAUCAAAAAAGAAAAAGUCAUCAACUAUAGCAAGUGCUUUUAAUACGCAAGCUAGAGAGACACUCGACUUCGAAAUUGCUAGGAUGUUUUACUCGGCUGGUUUACCAUUUCAUCUAUCAAGAAAUCCUUACUUUAGGAGGGCAUUUUCCUAUGCUGCUAACAAUAGUAUUCCUGGUUACCAACCUCCUGGUUACAAUAAAUUAAGGACAACAUUGCUUCAUAAUGAGAGGAGUCAUGUGGAGAACUUAUUGCAGCCGAUUAGAAAUACAUGGAAUCAAAAGGGUGUCACGAUUGUUAGUGAUGGAUGGAGUGACCCACAAAGAAGACCUCUUAUCAAUUUUAUGGCUGUCACAGAGAGUGGUCCUAUGUUUUUAAAGGCAGUAGACUGUUCAGGUGAGGUAAAAGAUAGAGAAUUUAUUGCCCAAAAAAUAAAGGAUGUCGUUAUGGAGGUUGGACCUUCAAAUGUUGUGCAAAUAGUGACCGACAAUGCAGCGGUUUGUAAGUCGGCUGGUUUAAUAAUUGAGGCUGAAUUUCCUAAUAUCUUCUGGACCCCGUGUGUUGUUCACACAUUAAAUCUUGCUUUGAAGGACAUAUGCGCAGCUAGGAAUACAGAAAGAAACAAUGAAAUUUUCGAAGAAUGUCGUUGGAUUACCCAAGUUGCAGAUGAUGCAAAUUUUAUAAAGAAUUUUGUCAUGCUACACUCUAUGAGAUUAUCGAUUUUCAAUUCAUUCAAUUCAUUAAAGUUUCUUUCUGUUGCUCCAACAAGAUUUGCCACUACUGUUGUAAUGCUUAAAAGGAUUGCCUUAUUGAAAAAGGGACUUCAAAAUAUGGUGAUUAGUGAACAAUGGACUUCUUAUAAGGCAGAUGAUGUUCAAAAGGCUAAAUUUGUGAAGGACACCUUGUUGGAUGAUACUUGGUGGGAUAAGAUUAAUUAUAUUAUUGCUUUCACUAGUCCUAUCUAUGAUGUUCUUAGAAGAACUGAUACAGAAGCUUCAUGUUUACAUCUAGUGUAUGACAUGUGGGAUUCAAUGAUACAAGAUGUGAGGAAGGCUAUAUAUAAACAUGAAAGAAAGGCAGAGGUUGAACAUUCAGCCUUUCAUGAUGUUGUGCACUCGAGAUUAAUUGCUCGUUGGACAAAGAGUAAUACACCUCUUCAUUGUUUAGCUCAUUCCCUGAACCCAAGGUAUUAUAGUCAUGAAUGGCUAAGUGAAGAUCGUAAUCGAGUUUGUCCACAUCAAGAUAAGGAGAUUACUGAUGAAAGAGUAAAAUGCUUCAAAAGGCUAUUUCCUGAUGCUGAUGAAAGGAGAAAAGUGAAUGUAGAGUUUGCCAACUUCUCAGAUGGAAGAGAAGGUUUUGCUGACGUUGAUUCUUUGAAUGAUAAGGGUAAGAUGGAUCCAAAAUCUUGGUGGCUAGUUCAUGGUGUGCAUGCUCCAUUGCUUCAAAAGGUUGCCCUUAAGCUACUUGGGCAACCUUGUUCAUCUUCAUGUAGUGAAAGAAAUUGGAGUACAUAUUCAUUUAUAGAUUCUCUAAGGAGAAACAAGCUGUUACCAAAAAGGGCAGAAGACUUGGUAUUUAUUCAUAGCAACCUUCGACUUCUUUCAAGGAAUAGUCCACAAUACAAUCAAGAGGAAACUAAAAUGUGGGAUAUUGCUGGAAGUGAAUUUGGAUCACUUGAUGAUUGUGGAAUUCUUGAAAUUGCUGAUUUAUCUUUAGAUGAACCUGAGCUAGAAGAUCCCUUUACCAACGAUGAUGUUUAAGUUUUUGGUGUUUUUUUAUAUUAGAAGGAUUAAUUUUAUGUUUAAGUACUAUUUUUUAUGUUUAAGACUAAUGAUGUUUAAGUUUUUGGUGUUGUUUUUUUGUAUUAGAAGGAUUGCUUUUGAUGUUUAAGUACUAUUUUUGAUGUU
Trifolium pratense (red clover) is the source of this 2137-nucleotide messenger RNA. RefSeq lists its product as uncharacterized. The record is from RefSeq and is a predicted model, not a curated record. Gene Ontology annotation, molecular function: protein dimerization activity. Lineage: Eukaryota; Viridiplantae; Streptophyta; Magnoliopsida; Fabales; Fabaceae. The transcript is spliced from 2 exons. Bases 317 to 1990 code for a protein of 557 amino acids.